AUGGCGCCCGGGCUCGCGAGCCUCGUGCGCUCUCCCCUGCUCUGCUCGGUUGCCUUUGCGCUCACUCGUCUAUCCAACAGCUAUCUCACUGACACCUUUGCCCACGUGCCCGCCUCUCAAUUCAUCCAUUCGGCUCUGUCGUGGGUCUUUGGCCUCUGCCUCGCUCUCGGCUGUCUUUCUGUCUUGAACGAAAAGCUAUCCGAUUUGGCCCACAACAAAUGGAUAUGGGACCCCAAAUCGGAUCCGUUCAUGCGAUUCCAGGCAGAGGCGAAGAAAUGGAACUGGCCUGAAGAAGUCGCCGUCAUUACCGGCGGUUCGGAUGGGAUCGGAUCCUAUGUCGUCGAGGGCCUUGCUUCGCAUGGCGUGAAGGUUGCAAUCUUGGAUGUGCAGCCACCAACCGAACGUAUCAAGGACUUGCCCAACGUCCAUUACUACGAAUGCGAUGUCAGUAGUCAACCCUUGGUGUUCGAUGCUGCCGAAAAGAUCCGCAAGGCACUUGGCAAACCUUCCAUCCUCAUCAACAACGCCGGGAUCGGCAAACCCUACACCAUCCUAGACCUUCCGCCCGGCAGACCUCGAGAGGUCUACAACGUCAAUGUGUUGAGUCAUUUCAAUACGCUUCAAGAGUUUCUACCCGACAUGCUCGAGCAGAAGAAGGGCUACAUCAUGGCGGUUGCCAGCCUUGCUUCUUUCUGGUCCGGAGCUGGCACGUCCGCCUACUCAUGCUCAAAGGCUGCCGUGUUGGCACUGCAUGAAACACUCAAUCAGGAGCUGAAACACCGCUACCACUGCCCGGAGAUCAAAACAGCCAUUGUCCAUCCCUACUUCACUCGCACGAACAUAAUCGCAGACUUCGUAGAGCAAAUAGAGAAGCGGAAAUCAGCUCCAAUUCUCGAACCCCAGGAUGUAGCGGCGGCCAUGGUCGAGCAGAUCUUGAGUGGGAAAGGUGGUCAGCUUUUCAUGCCGAAGAGCACCAGCAUCCUCAUUCCGUUGGUUCGCGGCCUGCCCACCUGGGUGCAGGAGUUCUUGAGGGAUUCAGUCGCCAAGAGUGAAGUCAACUCGGAAAUGGGGAAAUGA
This is a messenger RNA of Lasiodiplodia theobromae, 1077 nucleotides long. Its product is annotated as Short-chain dehydrogenase/reductase SDR. The transcript has 2 exons. The record is from RefSeq and is a predicted model, not a curated record. Gene Ontology annotation, molecular function: oxidoreductase activity, acting on the CH-OH group of donors, NAD or NADP as acceptor. NCBI's taxonomy places the organism in Eukaryota, Fungi, Ascomycota, Dothideomycetes, Botryosphaeriales, Botryosphaeriaceae. Bases 1 to 1077 code for a protein of 358 amino acids.